CGAAGUUCUGGGACGAAGCAAGACGCCGCUCCCACAUCUGCUUUUUUCGGUGGUUUUAGACAAUACCAGAAAUUCCUGGCAGAAUCUUAGAAGCCUAGAAAAUUGUGAAGAAGAAUUGUGAAAAUUGUGAAGAAGAAUUUUUUUUUUUAAAGAAAUCCGGAGAUGGAAUCCAUUUGGAAUGUGUUGGCCGGGAUCAAGCAAGAUAUAGAACACAUCUUCCAGAAGGGAGACACUCCAAAGCCAGGAGAUAUGAUUCAAUUCCAGAUGGUUUUGCCUUUCCAGCAUUGGGGUAUCUACAUAGGCAAUGGAGAAAUUGUGCAUUUUGCAUAUUCAUUUUCUGACAUAUUUCCGUAUGAGGUCCGCAGAGAAAAAAUCAAGGAUGUCCUAGGAGCUGUGAAAAGUGCAGUGUGGAAUAAAUUUGAUCACAAAUAUCCUCCCUUGGAUCCUACUCAUGUGGUGAAAAGAGCUCUGCAUAUGGUAAACAAAGUCCUAAGAUUCAAUUUCGUUACUGCAAACUGUGAGCACUUCGCCACGUUGAUGAGAUACAACAAGGCUCUGUCUGAUCAGGUAGGAUCUCCAGUUCUCCGAUCGGUUUUUUUCAGUUCAAUUGGCUUUUUUUCCCCCUUCCCCUCCAGAAAACACAACAAGUCCCAGGCCCUCUUUGGGGCUUUUGCUUCUAUUUUUGCUUAUUUAUAGCUUCCUACGGAAUUUAUGAAUCCAGCUAGGUGGCAUCAGAUUUUGGUCGGUUAAAUAAAGAAUACUUUUUAAAAACCCUAAGGAGAUAUUCCAGUUAAGUGCAAGGAUAGAUCACAAGGAAAUCUGAGUCCCAACAUCCCAGGAAAAAAAAAAAACCACAAGGACAAGUCAGUGUCCAUAUCCAUGAAGUCUUCAGAAGAUAAGAUGAACUUGAAGCCUUUUUGAUGUGAUCCAGAUCUGGAUUUACAGCCCUGUCCUGUAGGUUCUCCUUCUUGUCCCUCCAGCUGUUUUGAGUGGCUUCCACCAAUCUGUUAUUCUCCAUAAGUGCUGGCACAACUCCUAUCACCCCAGGCUAGAGUAAUUCCUUGAAGACAUCAAGUUGAGAGAUGCUGAGCUUCCAUUUCCUCCUUUAAAAAAAUGUGUACCUGCUACUGGUGGCCAAUUCAUUGGAAAUUACUUACUAUAAUGCAAUAGCCUUGUUUGUAUGCCAAGCUAAGAUAAUAAUAAUAAUAUAGGCUCCUUGGGUGCAAUCCC
This is a messenger RNA of Crotalus tigris (Tiger rattlesnake), 1230 nucleotides long. RefSeq names its product phospholipase A and acyltransferase 4-like. Bases 163 to 696 code for a protein of 177 amino acids. Gene Ontology annotation, molecular function: A2-type glycerophospholipase activity; glycerophospholipid phospholipase A1 activity. The record is from RefSeq and is a predicted model, not a curated record. Gene Ontology annotation, biological process: N-acylphosphatidylethanolamine metabolic process. The transcript has 4 exons. NCBI's taxonomy places the organism in Eukaryota, Metazoa, Chordata, Lepidosauria, Squamata, Viperidae. Gene Ontology annotation, cellular component: cytoplasm.